UCGCAGUUUUUCACUUCACCGUUCACCACCCACUUUUCACACUCCGCUCUUCUUCACCUGUGGCCCUUCCCUAAACCGAGAUACGGGCGGGCCUUCUAACGGAAAGCGAAGGGAGGAAUGAGAUUGCAGAGCUGGAAGAGGAAGGAGGGACGCUACUUGCGUGAGAGAGUGGAAGAGGAGAAAUACAAUAUUUCGUCCUACGGUAGGCGGGAAGACGAGUGGUGGUGCUUCUUGUUCGUUAAUCGAACUCCCUACGUCGUUCGGUGGUCGUGCGUCUCCACCGAUUUGGGUGGUCCCCCCCCCCCCUUCACAGAAGCGUUGUCGACCGAUCGGUCUGCCACCAUGUCGAGGGGAACGAGAGUCAAGCUCAAGAGCUCGGACGAUGAGAUGUUCGAGGUCGACGAAGAAGUCGCAUACGAGUCGCAGACGGUCAAAAAUAUGAUUGAAGACACGGGUACCGACAGCGCCAUUCCUCUGCCAAAUGUUUCGAGCAAGAUCUUAGCGAAAGUGAUUGAGUACUGCAAGUAUCACGUGGAGGCUGCCAAGAACAUCGAAGAAAAGCAGAUAAGUGAAGACGAAAUCAAGGCUUGGGACGCCGAGUUCGUGAAGGUGGAGCAGUCGACGCUAUUCGACUUGAUCUUGGCUGCCAACUACCUCAAUAUAAAGAACCUUCUGGACCUCACGUGCCACACCGUAGCAGACAUGAUCAAAGGGAAAACGCCAGAAGAGAUCCGGAAGACUUUUAAUAUUCAGAAUGACUUCACUCCUGAGGAGGAGGAGGAUGUGAGACGGGAGAACCAGUGGGCGUUUGAAUGAGGUGGUGACGAAAGAGGCAUAUAAUGUGAUAGAGCGGGUGCACGUUUUGCUGGAAGAUACUGUUUGCUUCUCUUCUUCACCAGGAGAGGAUGAUGGAUGAUGGCUUGUGCUGGGGAGAGUCGUGCAAGGGCAUACUUUUAUGAAGACACAGGGAGCGCCUUUGGGGCUUUACCGUGAGCGAGCCUGCAUUGUGCUGUGUGAGUUCGACCCUGCGAAUUGGCAAGCAAGGAGUGUCCGGGGCGGACAGCCCUGGCGAAUGGUUGUCGAGUGUGUGGAGAAGAAGGGGUGGCCAAGUUUAUUUGGGUUGUUUUUCAGUUCUUCCUGAAAAGGUUUGUGCAUGCACUAUUUGUUUGCGACUGCUAAACUCGUGAUGAGGGCACCAAAGCAGAGGGUGAUGAUGAUAAGACGAGUGGACGUUGUUAGUCUCAUGCUGCGGUGGGGUUAGGUCUCUGGUGAGUUGUUGCCCUGUUUACCCUUGUCGUUGGUCUGUUGCCGUGAAAUGUUGUUUUGGUUUUCCUGUUCUCUUGUGUGUAGAUCGUUUGCGUUGGUGGUGGCUGUGGGGAAGCAUGUAUGCCUGCAACUGUGCAAAGAACGUGAAGAGCGGGUACGUAAUCUUUGUGUGAGGAAAUUGUAUGGACGGAGAUGCGCGGAUGGGCAGAAGUCCCGACAGUAUCUGUUGGCAUCAGACAAUUUGGAUUGUGACCUUUAAAAAUGUAAUUUGUUCCGCAAUGACGUAGGAUGGUGUGCGUUUUGCUUUGUUGCCGCCGCGUUCUUUUUACUUACAGCGAGUAAAUGACGAAUGAGCGCCAUGGGCAGGCAGUGUAGUGGACUUGCUGGUGCCUUGGGUGGGAAAGAACAGCUAAAUCGGGUGUGCACAAAAAACGAGGCCAACCGGUUUUUAUCAUCUGCAGCUGCUCAGUAGGAAAUUGUCUGGUUGGCAGCAUUAUUUUGAUGUGAACUCGAGUUUUAUGUGCGAUGAGAGGAAAGCUGGCAUGGUGUCUAAUUGUCUGUCUCCUAUAUUUUGGGACGGAUGGGAGGUAAAUAUGUUGUGAAUAUAUGGGAAGGCAUUCAAACUUUCUGCGGCGGCUUGUCUGUCAUUCCUCUUCUUUCCUCCCAACUGGAGUUUCCGUAGCUUUUUGUGUCCAUGCACUCUUUCGUAAUGUCAGCGACAGCUAGGGAGU
This is a messenger RNA of Chara braunii, 1997 nucleotides long. The record is from the annotation of a GenBank genome assembly. NCBI's taxonomy places the organism in Eukaryota, Viridiplantae, Streptophyta, Charophyceae, Charales, Characeae.